UGCUGAGCUCCAGGAGGAGCCGCUCACCAAUCAGGACCCGGAGGUCUGAAGCAGCGUCACACUUACACAGCCGCUCCGACACUUUAAGAGCAGCGUGUCUCCACUUCUCGCUACUAUUUUCUCCUGAUCAGAGAAAGAAGAAGAGAUGGCAAGAACCAAGCAGACCGCCCGUAAAUCUACCGGAGGCAAAGCCCCCAGAAAGCAGCUGGCCACCAAGGCUGCUCGUAAGAGCGCCCCGGCCACCGGCGGAGUCAAGAAGCCUCACCGUUACAGGCCCGGUACCGUGGCUCUCAGAGAGAUCCGUCGCUAUCAGAAAUCCACCGAGCUGCUGAUCCGCAAGCUGCCCUUCCAGCGCCUGGUCAGAGAAAUCGCUCAGGACUUCAAGACCGACCUGCGCUUCCAGAGCUCCGCUGUCAUGGCUCUGCAGGAGGCCAGCGAGGCUUACUUGGUCGGCCUGUUCGAGGACACCAACCUGUGCGCCAUCCACGCCAAGAGGGUCACCAUCAUGCCCAAAGACAUCCAGCUGGCCCGCCGCAUCCGUGGAGAGAGAGCUUAAA
This is a messenger RNA of Thunnus maccoyii (southern bluefin tuna), 557 nucleotides long. RefSeq names its product histone H3. Lineage: Eukaryota; Metazoa; Chordata; Actinopteri; Scombriformes; Scombridae. The transcript has a single exon. Gene Ontology annotation, molecular function: structural constituent of chromatin; protein heterodimerization activity; DNA binding. Gene Ontology annotation, cellular component: nucleosome. The record is from RefSeq and is a predicted model, not a curated record. Bases 146 to 556 code for a protein of 136 amino acids.